Molecule: messenger RNA, 1166 nt
Organism: Lonchura striata (white-rumped munia)
Lineage: Eukaryota; Metazoa; Chordata; Aves; Passeriformes; Estrildidae
Gene: RND3
Product: Rho family GTPase 3
Biological process (GO): small GTPase-mediated signal transduction
Molecular function (GO): GTPase activity; GTP binding
Source: RefSeq, a predicted model, not a curated record
GACCGGCGGGCGGGCGGGCGGCGGCGCGUCCGCGGCUCUGCCUCUUUCUCCACCGCAGCGGCUUUAUUGUGUUUUUCACGUUAUCUUUGCCUUUUUCGCGAGGAGCCCGGGUGUGGUUUGGUUUUUUGGUUGGGUUUUUUUGGUGGUUUUUUUUUUUUUUUUUUUUUCCCCUCCUCUCUUCUGUUGUGGCCGGCCGGAGGGACUUAAGGGGAGAUCAAUGAAGGAAAGAAGAGCGAGCCAGAAGUUAUCGAGCAAGGCGGUGAUGGAUCCCAACCAGAACGUGAAGUGCAAGAUCGUGGUGGUGGGGGACAGCCAGUGCGGGAAGACCGCGCUGCUCCACGUCUUUGCCAAGGAUUGCUUCCCCGAGAGCUACGUCCCCACCGUGUUCGAGAACUACACGGCCAGCUUCGAGAUCGACACGCAGCGCAUCGAGCUCAGCCUCUGGGACACCUCGGGCUCUCCUUACUACGACAACGUCCGCCCGCUCUCCUACCCCGACUCUGAUGCUGUCCUGAUCUGCUUUGACAUCAGUCGCCCAGAAACCCUGGACAGUGUCCUAAAAAAGUGGAAAGGGGAAAUCCAGGAGUUCUGCCCCAACACCAAGAUGCUGCUGGUGGGCUGCAAGUCGGACCUGCGCACGGAUGUCAGCACGCUGGUGGAGCUCUCCAACCACAGGCAGACCCCCGUGUCCUACGACCAGGGUGCAAAUAUGGCCAAACAGAUUGGAGCAGCCACGUACAUCGAAUGCUCAGCCUUACAGUCAGAAAACAGUGUCAGAGACAUUUUUCACGUCGCCACCCUGGCGUGUGUGAACAAAACAAACAAAAAUGUGAAACGAAACAAAUCUCAGAGGGCCACAAAGCGAAUUUCACACAUGCCUGGCAGGCCAGAACUGUCCACAGUGGCCACGGACUUGAGAAAGGACAAAGCCAAGAGUUGCACGGUGAUGUGAAGGAGCUGGGAUUUCCUGGAGGAGGAGGAGGAGGAGGAAGAUCCAGGAGGGGUUGGAGCUCAAUGAAGUCACAGCCACAGGGUGUUUAAUGAGGGCUUUGCCAGUGCUUUCAUGGAGACUUCUCCUGCUGCGGGAGACUGUACUUAAGGACUGAGCAGCAGGAAGAAAAGGCUCUGAGAGAGGUGGCAUCAGGAAUUUCUGUUGAAGACAAUGC